UUGCAUCAACAAAAAAACUUUCCUGAUUUUGUCCUUGAAGCAACCAUUUCCUGCAGCAUCCAUGGAUUCACCGCAGUUGGGCGUCAUCGGCAUCCUCAAAGAAGCCACCUGCAUCCCUCUCAAGAACAAGAAGUUGAUGCUCCCCAUCAUCCUCCUCUCCACGCUCUCCUCCUCUCUCCUCUCCCUCAGCAACUACGUAUCCAUCUACCCCCUGCUGCUCAACUUCAUCAUCAAGCUGUACGUGCUGAACCAGGAGGACCCCAGCACGCCCCAAUUCUUCGACGCCAUCAUAGGAAUCAAAGCCGACGCCGAGGACUUCCUGCACAUCUACAAGGUCUUCAUCGUCGCCUCCUACCUCUUCUCCCUCCUCUUCAUUAUCCUCGUGGUGCAGGCAUCGGCCAUCACUUACUCCGGCAAGGAAUUGACGCUAGAGGACUUGUUGAAGAGGAUCAGAGGAUCAUGGAAGGCGGUUCUGGUUACAAAGAUCCACUUCACAUUUUUGUACAUUGGCUAUACGAUUCUGUCAGUGUCUCUGAUAGCGGUGUUCAUGCUGGACGCGGAGGGGUCUGGUGUUUGGAUUGCAAUGGGUGUAAUUCUCGGUUUGUUGGCGCGUGUGUUUUAUGUGUACUUGGGCAUGGUGUGGAUGGUUGGGCUGGUGAUGUCUGUGUUGGAGGAUGGGUGCUGGGGGCUUGAGGCGUUGAGCAGGGCAGGGGAGGUGGUGAAGGGAAGGAGGUGGCAGGGGUUUGCACUUGCCACCAUUCUUCUUGUGGCUGAUGGGGUUUUCACUGGAGGAUACGGUUUGGGGAUGGGGAAGAGCCAUGCUCAGGUGGAGAGGGUGGGGGUCACAGGAGCCGUUGUGGUAAUUGUUCUGCAGCUUCUGAAAGUGCUAUCCAUGAUGGUGCAUACUGUGUUCUACUGUGAGUGCAGGGGGAUGAAUCACAAACAAGGGGAGUUCACUUAUCCAAAGGUGAUAAAUUCAAAUGUUACUCAUAGUGAUGAUGAAGCAGUCCUCCAAGAGAUUUGUGUUUGUGAGAGAGGACUUCUUUUAGUUGCAUAG
Molecule: messenger RNA, 1057 nt
Organism: Zingiber officinale
Lineage: Eukaryota; Viridiplantae; Streptophyta; Magnoliopsida; Zingiberales; Zingiberaceae
Exons: 1
Coding region: 62-1057 (331 amino acids)
Source: RefSeq, a predicted model, not a curated record